AUGCCGAUCCUAAUUGCGGAUUCUAGCGCCUUGAAGAAGGGCGAGGCGGGAGAGUUGAGGGCGCUGCAGGUUAGAGCAUUCCGUUAUUACGCCCUGUUCUACAAGGCGUUUUUGGGAGUGGCGGCGCACACCCGUGCCACGCUGAAAGAGGCCUUGCUUGCUGACCCGUCCUCUGAGCUACACAACUGUUUGCUAUGCAGGCUGAUGGAGCUACUGCCCAAAGCUUUCCCGGACCAGGCGUCAAAGUGGGAAAUUCCCAAGAUCCACAUGAUCAAGCAUCUUCUCGAGAACGUGGAAGCAAGGGGGAUGCCACACCACUACAGCACGGAGAUGUGGGAGCGCACUCACAAGGGGACAGUGAAGGGUCCCGUGAGGGGGAGCAACUGGGCUGACAUUCCGAGGAGAAUUGUGGAUGAGGAGAUGCAGCGGGAGAUUUACAGAGAAGUGGCGGCGGAUGCGGGAGGAGGUCGGCAGUACGUGUCAGCGCUGCGUGUGGUGAGUGUUUGGGUGCAAGCAAGACUAGGGGUGGUGCGCUGGGCGACUCACGCCCUGUACCAGGUGCGUGUUUGCUAUGCACUCUCAUUCAGUGCAUGCUGUGUCGCCGGUGGUUGUGUGCGGCAGGCCGUGGAAGAGAUGGAGCCAGUGCUAACGAAGAAGUUCAGGGUCAUGCGCCUCGGAGGCACCGCGGACAAGGUGUUUGCCGAGUACGCAGCGGUAUUUGGGGAUCAGAUGGCGGGCCUACCAGGUCAGCUGCGGGAGAUGCAGUUGAACCCUGGCAGUGUGCAGACACACACAGCAGUGGCCAUACCACGUACGCAGGGUGGGGUGCUUGUGGCGAAGGGGACGUUCGUCAAGGCGUCCCCGCGAGAGAACCUGUUCUCAGAUGUGGCACUCCUGGCUCCUGGAGGCGGGGAUUGGUUUGCUAGAUGCCUAUGUAUUUUCAAGGCGUUGAACGCGGAGGGCAAGUGGACUGGGUGUGCCUACCGCCCCGAACCUAGGCGCAGCGGGGAUCCUGCACCGGCGGUGAUUGUGCGCUACACGAAGAGUGGGCGCCUCACACCCGAGGUGUUUACCGAGUUUUUUCAGACGGUUGAUGGGGUGCAGCUUAGCCGUGGAAGGAAGACGGUUGUGUUCACCUACAACACGGCGCACCGCAUUACCGCGAAUGACGCGGAGACCACGGUGGAGCAUGGGCUGACUAUGGUGCAUUUCACGCACACACGCUUUGUGGACCUGACAGACGUUGUGCACUGGUCCAGUAUGCCGUUUUUGCACGGCGUGGUGGACGCUUUCAAGGCUGAGUAUCGUGUGAUACUGAUGAGACGCGCGGUGCGGUCCAAUCUGUUCCACGAGGAUUUCGAAGCGCCGAUUUCCCAGGUGAAUUACGGUGUUAUGCUGCUGUGGGUGGGCUUGGCAUGGAAGGCGCUGACGGCGGCAACGAUGCAAAGGAGCUGGUGGAGGGCGGGAUGCGUCCCGGAGUCAUGGUGGGAGCUGAUGUGGCACCUGCACGGCAUGUACUCGGCCGGCAUGUACGAUCCCCUGGUCUCUACCACAACGGACCUCCUGGUGCUGCUACGUGAGUUCCGUGUGCGGCCGGCUAUUUAUAUGCCGGUGUCCGAUUACGUGACAUGCGAUGAGUGGUUAAUGGAGAAGGCUGGUGUGAAGUUGGUGACGCCAACGACGCCGACGUCUUCAGGGGACGAGGGCGAGAUGUGCCUGCCGGAUGGGCCUCUGAUGCGUGACGAACGAAGCCGACGACGUGCCAUCCGCAAUGUGACGAACGCGUACGUGUGUCACGCGGAGGCGCUGGGGAUUGCUCCUGCGGAGGUGGCGACUGUCGUUGGCGCCUCUGAUGGAGAGGUGGUUAGCCGCCUAAGCCGCACACCGAAGAAGCGAGCUCGCAGUUCGGGGUCGUCGGACAGUGGGUCCGUGUAG
This is a messenger RNA of Closterium sp. Yama58-4, 1935 nucleotides long. Lineage: Eukaryota; Viridiplantae; Streptophyta; Zygnematophyceae; Desmidiales; Closteriaceae. The record is from the annotation of a GenBank genome assembly.